Messenger RNA from Saprolegnia diclina VS20, 1566 nucleotides. RefSeq lists its product as hypothetical. The coding region runs from base 1 to 1566 and encodes 521 amino acids. The record is from RefSeq and is a predicted model, not a curated record. Lineage: Eukaryota; Oomycota; Saprolegniomycetes; Saprolegniales; Saprolegniaceae. Gene Ontology annotation, cellular component: nucleus. The transcript has a single exon.
AUGUUUCCGACCGCCGAGCUCUCGACUGACGGCCUCGAGUUCGACGUCCACUUUGACCAUGCACCGGACGCAGGCAGGCUCCGCCGCAUGGCAGCCGAAGUCGCCGCCUUCGUAGGCGACUACAUCUGGCAGAAGGAGCCUCUGUGCCUGGAAGCGCCCAUGACCACGUGGACCUCGGCGACGACGCUGCAUGGCAAGAUGUAUGUUGGCGACAACGUCGAGGACGAAUGGGUCGCGACCGCUGCCUUGAUGUCGCUGACAAAGGCGCACGCCGAUAUGACGCUCCAGGUUGCCGACGCCGAUGGUCAGUUCCUCCUCAUUGAAGCGGCCGAAGCGCUGCCCAUGUGGGUGACGCCCGAGAACUCCAACAACCGCGUCUUCCUGCGUCAUGGCCGCGUCUAUCUCCUCACGGACGACGUCGAGAAAGGGCACUUGGAUCUAGCAAUUGCGCUAAAGACGCUCACGACGACGCCGUCCAAGCACGAAGCGCCAAGUGACGUCCAGCGAAUCCUUCUCGCCCGACUCGAGGCGGCGCAAACGCACUCGAUGCAGCGAAGCAUCAACCGCCACACAGUUCAGUGUCGCAUGCCGACGUCUGCCGCCAUUGUUCUCCAAGAGACCCCCCGCGCCGUAGCCUACGCCGUCGAAGCCUUCUACUACCGCGAGCCUACCGAAGCCACGCGGCUCUGUCGCCACAUGCAGCGCUUCUCGCCAACUGAUAUGACGACCGUCAUGGUACCGUUCUCUCGGUGCAUGUUCGCCCAGCUCAAGCAGCAGCCAUUUGCGGCGCCCAAGCCCUUUGGCAUCCUCGACGAAGCCGACGACGCAGCGAUCCUGGGCAUGAAGCUCACGUGCGGCCUCGAGCUCCUGUAUGCCAGCCACACCAAAGACCACAUGGGCGCUCUGUGGUCAUCGCGCAUUGACGCAGCCACCAAUAUGCCGCUGCAACGAUCACCGCUUGAGCCCAAUGACGAUGACGCGUGGCUCUACGUGGCGCCUGAGAGUUUAGAGGAGACACUGCGCAAGGCCGAGUCCCGCGUGCAAGACGGCAACGCCGACGAGCUCCAGGACAUGGCCACGAUGUUCCACUCGUUCGUCAAGGAAGCGUCCGAGUUCGACGGUGUCGACAUGUCUGCGAAGACGUUGGCGCCCGUGAGCCUGGACAUGGAUGCGCUCAUGGCAAUUCUCAACCAAACGACUGCGACGCCGUCCGAGAAGCCGCACGCGCCAGAAGACAACGACGCGUAUUUCUUCUCGAGCGAUGACGAGGACGACGACAGUGAUGACGAGGAUGACGAAGAUGACGCCGCCAUGGACCACCUCAUGGAGCAGCUCAUGGACGAGAUGGACAUGGAGCUCACCGACUCCAAGAUGGCCAAGAGCUUCCAGACGACGACGACGACAACGAUGACAACCAGCGACGAGGCCGACGACGACGCGUCACAACUCACACCCGUCAACCUCGACUUGAACCUCGUGUCGAACCUACUCGAGUCGCUAACGUCGCAGGAAGGCCACGCUGGACCUGUCUCCAACAUGCUUCACGACAUGGGGUUCCGGUCGUAG